AUGGGUACAAAGCGCUCUUGGGAAGGUCAAGCAGUGGUAAAGAUGGCUUCGUCAGAGUCAGCUAACCCCACACUCUCGAUCUUCGAGAAUUUCCGCGACGAGCUCGACGAGCAUCACGAUCGCCGCGAGCGAGUCAUCAAAACCAGUCGCGAUAUCACCGCACUCAGCAAGAAAAUCAUUUUCGCUUUGCAACGAGUACGAGCCACCAAGCAACCCAUCCCGCAAAAUAUCACCCAAGAAAACGACACCCGUCUCGAACAAAUCCACAAACAUUUCGCCUCCAUCGCAGCCGAUCUAGUGGGUAUCAAAUCGUGGCGUUACCAAAGACAGAUCAGCGGCGGUGUCCAAGAAUUUAUCGAGGCCAUCUCUUUCGAUCACUACCUUCGCACCGAGACAUUGAUCACACAUGCCGAGGUCUCAGAAAAAUUGCCUGGGAUCUUGGUCACUGAAGAGGACUAUCUGAUGGGCAUCUUUGAUCUUACGGGCGAAAUGAUGCGGUUCGCAGUAACAGCCCUGAGCUCGGGCAAGGUAACUCCGACUGAUGCUGCCAAGGCCGGUGUCCUCGUUGAUCUGCGAGCAAUUCGAGCGCGGUGUGAGGCAUUGAGUGUUUCAGGGCGACACCGUGCAUCCAUGUAUAAGGAUCUCUCGAAAAAGAAGGAGGUCAUGCAAGGUAGCGUGGAGAAGGUUGAGCGAGCCGCGUAUGGAAUUUUGGUUCGCGGAAGUGAACGGCCGAGCGGGUGGACGCCAGACUUAUCAGGGCCUGCGAUGGAAGUUGAGACGCAUUAA
This is a messenger RNA of Penicillium oxalicum, 786 nucleotides long. RefSeq names its product translin family protein. The record is from RefSeq and is a predicted model, not a curated record. Gene Ontology annotation, molecular function: RNA endonuclease activity; RNA binding; sequence-specific DNA binding. NCBI's taxonomy places the organism in Eukaryota, Fungi, Ascomycota, Eurotiomycetes, Eurotiales, Aspergillaceae. The transcript has 2 exons. The coding region runs from base 1 to 786 and encodes 261 amino acids. Gene Ontology annotation, cellular component: cytoplasm; nucleus.